This is a messenger RNA of Closterium sp. Yama58-4, 4551 nucleotides long. Lineage: Eukaryota; Viridiplantae; Streptophyta; Zygnematophyceae; Desmidiales; Closteriaceae. The record is from the annotation of a GenBank genome assembly.
AUGGCGGUUGGUCCAACGAGUCAGCCGCGCAGCAGCUGCUUCACGCUUCGCCUCUUGGGCAAACAGAAAUCCACCAAGAGCAAGAGGCAGUCCACCGUGCAUCCCGUGGGGGAUCUCACCGCUCACCCAGCGCCCGCCGCGGAACAGCCACGUGGCGAUAGUAGGAAUGGCGCCGCGAGAGCUGGACGCGGACAGGUCGCAGGAGUAGAGAUUUAUACCGCCACAGCUGCGCCAGCAGUCACUGUUUCACAUAGUCAUCGCGCGCAGAAUGACCGUCCCGAAGCCGACGACGGCCGGCGAGUGCAAUACGCGCAGGAUCUAGCAGCGGCGCCGCUAGAGCGAUCUCUAGAGCGCGCCGAGCGAAGUCUUGUGGCAGCAGCCGUAGCUGGCGCUGCGUCCACAUCGCCAUGCGAAUCAUCGGCAGGAACGCCGGGGCCGCAGGUAGCGGCUGGAAUUCGGCUAAAGCUGCAUCGUGUGGAAGAGGAGCCGUCCAGCUCAGAUGCGCCUGAUGCCGUCCCCCAAGGCUCCAACGGCGAACAUCCCAAGUAUCUUGUCGCGCGCUCCUCGAGCAGCGACUUUUGCGACGAUACGCGAUCCAUGCAAUCCUCGCGGCGGCCGUCGCUCACCGGCGGGCGAAGCUACGAGAAGGUGCGGCGGGAGGGGCAGGAGCUGUACCGGCGGAAGGAGUACGCGGCGGCGGCGGAGAGCUACGGGGAGGCGAUGCUGGCGCUGCUGCGCGAGGCGGGGCGCGACGACGCGACGAAGCGGUCGCUGCAGGCCGUGCUACUCGCCAACCGCGCCAUGUGCUUCCGCUACCUGGGCAGGUCCGUGCUGCCGAUACCGCUUAGAUGGCGCUUUGAUCUUUCGCACAAGGUCUUCUCGUCGACUCUUGGCAGUUUUUCGCAUACCUCGCGCCUCAUCUCUUCCCCCAAAUUCCCGUCUUGGCCAUGCGACUUCCCCCACGCGUCGCGCAGGAACGAGGAGGCGAUACGCGACUGCCACGCAGCACUGGCGUCCGACUUUUGCGCGGGCCAGACGCUGCUGCACAUCGAGGAGGUUCUCGAGGAAUGCGGCGACCUUCGCGGCGCGCUCGCGUGCCACGUGGCGUCCGUGCAGCGCGCGCUGGACGAGCGGCCGAGCGGCGAGAUUCCCAAGGAGGAGGCUACGGAGGUGGAGCGCGUGCGACGGCAGCUGAUUGGCGAGCGAGAACUGGCGAUUCAGUGGAAAAAGGUUCCCGCCAAGGGCAAACCGCCGCUCGGCGCGCAGAUGUCGGCGGUGGAGUGGCGCGGGCAGGUGAUUCUGUUCGGCGGCACGGACCGCAGCCACAACCUGCUGCCCAACGACCUCCACAUCUUCGACACGUACAAGUCCGAGUGGUUGCUCGUGCACAUCCCCGGCCUGCGCCCCGCCGCGCGCGCCGGCCAUCGCGCCGUGGUCCACGGCGACUGCAUGUAUGUCUGCGGCGGCGGCCACUCCACGGAUUUCGACAUGUGGCGGCUUGAUUUGGUGACCAUGGACUGGGAGCCCGUGCCGGCCGCGCCGGGGCUGCCGGCCGGGUCGACCGAGGACGAGUCAGAGCAGCGCUCCGACGAGCAUCCCGCUAACUUGGCGGGUCGGGAUUUGGCGCCUCGGGGCCAGGCGCCGCCAGGAUUGGUGCAGCACAGCGUGUGCGUCGUUGACGGUCGGCUGCUCGUGUGGGGCGGCUUCGUUGUCGGCCGGCCGCCGCUCGAGCGGCACGCUAACAGGCAGCACCUGUACGAGUUCGACUUCGAGACGGGCGAAUGGCGGCGCGACACGUGGCAGGGGGAUUACCUUCCGAAGGCGUAUCAGGACCGCGGCGUGGGCACGUGCGCGGGCGUGGCGAGUUGCAGAGAGGGCGGCAGGAGCGAGUCCGUUGAGAUUAUGUCGUUCUUCGGCAGUCGAAAGACGCUCGUGCCGCGAUCCGGGCUCAUCAUGGACGAGUCGAUCGCGACCGUCGAUCGCCUCCUGCUGGGCGAGCGCCGAUGGCAGCCCGUGCCGCUGCUCGGGCCGCGCGUCCCCGCGGCGCGGUCGGAGGCAGCGUUCCUGUCGCUGCCGGAUUACGCGGCGACGCUGUGUGUUGGCGGGUACUAUGAAGGCGCGAUUCACCGCGACGGGUGUCGGUACUACGGCGACGCGUGGCUGUGGCACCACGACCUGGGCAUCUGGUCGCCGCUCGCCGCCAAGGGCGACGACUUCCGCGCCGGCGCGCACUUCUGGCUCGUGCAGCGCGCCGACGGCGCCGUCUUUGCUGGCGGCGGCUUCUGCGGCACGCCCAUCACGACCAUGUUCGGAACCGUCUACGAAGCCACCAUCGUUGCGCCCAAAGUGCGCUGCCCGCCUCCCCCCCGCGCCCCCGCGCGCUCCCUUCCCCUCGCCCACCCCAUCGCGCCCGGCUCCCCGCUCCUAGCGCUCCCCGCGCCUCCUUCCGCCGCGCCCAUUCUUGCGCUCCCUUGGGGCUCUUCCCCGUCGCCUGGCCGCGGAACUUCCGUCUCCUCCUCACCCUCCCCCCCGCCGCACUCCUCCCCGCGCCCCCUUUCCGCCUGCUCCUCCUCCUCCUCCCUGCGCACGCCCGGCACGCCGCUCAUGCCCAUCGUGCGCUCCGCUUCCGCCGCCGCGUUCCGCCAAGGCGCGAGGGCGGGUGCGCACGGGGAAGGGGAGAAGCUGGGUGCGGCGGGGGGAAUGGUCGUGAUGAGCCGCUGCAACACGCUACCCGCGCAGUACUCUCCGCCGAGCGGGGGGAUGGCGGGGGGAGAGGGCGGCGUGAGCGCGGGCGGAGGCUUCAGCGCGUGGGACGAGCGACAGCUGGCGCUGGGAUCCGCUGACGUCAGCACGGAGCAUCACGACGCGAACGUGCGGUUCAAGGCGAAAGAAGAAGCGCCGUACGAGCCGCCGCUGGGACCAGUCAACAUUAAGAUUCUAAAGCUCGAGUUUGAACGACGGCGUGAGAACCGGCUGAAGACGAAAGCGGAGAUGGCGGCGGCGGGCGCAAUGGCGGCAAUGCGGCGCGUGAGGGCGCAGCAAGGGGACCAGAUGGGCGCAGGGGUGGCGCAGUCCCUGCUGCUGCACGUGCGAAUGAGACAAAUCGACCCGCCCAUCUGGAGGCGCAUGGAGGUGUCGGGGCACAUGACGCUGCGCCAGUUCCACAAACAUGUGCUGCGCCUCUCCAUGGGCUGGGCCAGGGACCAUCACGCCUACAAGUUCCGGUCCUCCUCAGGCCCGUGUCCCGGCGUCUGGUUCGGCCCGACCCUGUCCGCCGCGCCUGACUUUGCCCUGGCGCGCAUGCUGGGGCAGGGCUUGGCGGACGACAACUGUGUGCUGCUGGGGGAGGUGCUCGUCAAGGAGGGAGACCGCAUGGCAUAUGUGUAUGACCUCACGGACCGCUGGGAGCACGAGAUUGUGCUGCUGCACUGCACACCCGGCCCGCCUCACCGCCCUCUGAGGGCGGAGGUGGUGGAUGGGUGGGGGGCAUGUCCCCCAGAGGACGUGGGGGGCAUGGGGGGAUACCUGCGGCUGCUGGAGAGAGUGCGCAGCAGCCAUGGCAGCAAGCGCGAUGCCGCUUGCACCUGGGUGCUGAAAGCUGCUAAUAAGAGCCACCUUGACUCGUUUGACCCCACCAAUUUCCCCCUCAACGCCUGCAGAGCAGCGUUGGAGAAGCAUCUAGCAUCAGCGGCGCUCACCCCGCCAUCCAACCAUCUCGACCCUCGCGACACGGCGAAGGCUAGUGUGAUUCUUGAACCUGCUAGGUUCUCAGCUGCAGCCUUCACGCCGUUCAAGCUUGGGUGUCGAGUCGAUCCUUUUACGCGGUUCGGGGAUACGCGGCCGACAUGGGCGCCGGCCAAAGGAGGCGAGGAGCAGGGCGGCUCGCGCAUGUUCGGGCCGAGCCAAAAGUACUCCGCUAGAGACGUCGCCAGCCACACGAGCCUCAAACCCAGGAAGGAGGGGCAGGUGACGAAGGAGGAGGUGAAGCGGCGGGAUUUACGGGGAGAGCUAGAGGAGCGCGAGAGGCGGCACUUCGCCGCCAAGGAGAAAGAGCACCAGCUGUGCACCGACGACCGCAAACGAACCGCCGGCUUGCUGUUACCAGGCAGUGGGGCGUUGGGAGGGCGGAAGGAGGUGGAGGAGCGGUUGAUACCCCGAGCAGCAGACGCGGAUGACUCCGAUGGGGAGGACAGAAAGGGCGGGGGGGGUGAUGACGAGGAUGAGAGCGAUGAUGACGAGGACGAUGACGAGGAUGACACCAUGGAGCUGCUUGCUGAGCUGGAGCGAAUCAAGAAGGAGCGAGCCGAGGAGAAGCUGCGCAAGGAGAAGGAGCAGGCGGAGCAGGAGGCGAAGGCGCGGGAAAGAGAGAUGGCGCGUGGCAACCCCAUCAUGGCUGCUGGUGGCUCUGCCUUUGCUGUCAAGCGCAGGUGGGACGACGAUGUGGUGUUCCGCAACCAGGCCAAGGACGAGCAGAAGCCCACCAAGCGGUUCAUCAACGACACCAUUCGCAGCGACUUCCACCGCCGCUUCCUCAACAAAUACAUGAAAUAG